ACGGGGGUACAUGCACCAAUCAGUAUUUGUCUCGAUUGUUUGAGUGUUAUGUUUCUUAGGUCCAAGGCUUGAUACAAAACUACAAUCAAGCCAGGGGUCUCACGUGAAGCAGCUUCUCUAUUUCUACGAGGUAGAGGUAAGGCUGUCUAUAUCUACCCUCAGACCCUACCUUAACUUUGCUAUUGGUGGGAUUUACUGAGUAUGAUGAUGUAUUAAUCAUACAAUGUUUUGAAACUACUUAUGUGAAGUAAAAUCUUGAUGGAUGUAAUGAAUCUGUAGAACUCCACUUGCCUGUUAAAUGUGCUAACCUCAAAACCAUAGAUCUUAGACCUCCUCCAGGUUUUAGCACUGUUCUCUUUUUUGACUCCACUGAAAAUCAUGAUUAAAGAUAAUCCGGAAACUUGUAAUAGUGUUAAACAUGCUAAAAAAACACUCAAACACGCCUUGGAACCGCCCCUGGGACGGUUUUUUUUUUUGAAAAAAAAAAAGGUGGGGCGUCCUUUUUUAAACGCCUUCACUUGUGUCUUUAGCCAAUAGCAUUUUUUGACGGUUUUUUAUUUUUUAUUUAAUUCUAUUAGAAUAUCUAAUCAUUGCAAGAUUUCAAGCCCUGUUACACCAUUUUUAAUAUAAUGCCCCACAAUGCUCACUUGCUGAUUGGACCACUAAAUGACGUAAAAUGCUCAAUGUCUUCCCCUCCCACUACAUACGGUCUAGUUGUCUAGUUGUUGAAUAUAAUAUUUCCACUUUUUACUUUUUUAUACAUAUAAAUACACACCUUUUAACUGUUGGCACCCAUUAAGUCAAAAAGAAAAACAAUAAACAUGUAAAUGGUCAUCACGCGUAAUCAAUCAGUUUUAUGGAGGGUCAUGUAUGCUUUUUUUUUAUCUUUAUAGUCUUUAUCUUUUCUAUAAUGCAAACAAGAAUACUUUGUCCCAACCCAUCAUAAAAUAUAUUGAUACCAAAUUGUUGUCUUCUUAGUAUUGAUUAUUAAUCUCUAACAAGUUCAUAUAAAUUUCCCUCAAUCAUUAAAUAUUUCACUUUGUUUGAUCCAUCAAACACUUGCAUAAUGGCAUCUACUUCAGCUUCAUCCAUACAAAGGAGCUUCAAGUAUGACGUCUUUUUGAGUUUUAGGGGUGAAGACACCCGCAAGAACUUUGUUGAUCAUCUCUAUCAUGCUCUUGUCAAUAAAGGCAUUAUAACUUAUAAGGAUGAUGAAAAAAUCAAGAAAGGGGAAAGAAUCGGAGAUCAGCUCAUCGAGUCCAUUGAAGACUCGAGAUUUUACAUCAUUGUUUUCUCCAGGAACUAUGCAUCUUCAUCAUGGUGCUUAGACGAGCUCGUAAAGAUUAUGGAGUGCCAGAAGAUGACCGAGCAUACUGCUUACCCCAUCUUCUAUGAUGUGGAACCCACUGAAGUCCGCAAACAAAGUGGGUCGAUCGGUUGGUGAAGCCUUUGAAGAGGUCACAAGGAAGAGGACGUUGGAAGAUGUAAAUCUGGAAAAGAAAGAUGAGAUUGGAGGGUGGAGAAAUGCUCUUACAGAAGCAGCAAGCCUAGCUGGGAUGGAGUUGAAGAACACUUUCAACGGGCAUGAAGCAAAAUUUAUCCAACAAAUCGUUCAAGACGUUUCACUAAAUCUACAUCUCAUUGACUUGAGCGUCAAUAGGAAGUUAGUAGGCAUGGAGACUCGGGUAAAGGGCAUAAUUUCAUCUUUGGAGCUUGAUUUAAAUGAUGUUCGGAUGAUAGGGAUCAAGGGGAUUGGAGGUGGUGGGAAGACGACUUUGGCGAGAGCUGUUUUUGAUCAUAUAUCCGUCCGGUUUGAAGGUAAGAGCUUUGUUGAAGAUGUGAGAGAAGUUUCAAAAGGCUCUUUGUAUGGGUUGAAGGAUUUGCAAAAGCAGAUCCUUUCAUCUGUAUUAAAUGAUCAAACCAUUGUUGUAGCUGGUGUUUCUGAUGGAAAAAGGAUGAUGAAAAGGAUGAUGCCUCAUAGAAAGGUUCUUGUAGUUCUAGAUGAUGUGGAUGAUAUAGACCAGCUUGAAGCAUUAGCAGGUGAGCCUACCUGGUUUAAGUCGGGAAGUAGAAUCAUCAUCACCACAAGAGAUGAGCAAGUGUUAGUAGCACAACGAGUGAAUGUUAUUCAUGAUGUCAAUCUGUUAUCAGACGAGGAAGCAAUUUGCCUCUUUAGUAGGUAUGCAUUUGGGAGGGAAAUUCCAGAUCAAGGGUAUGAAGAGCUAUUAGGAAAAGUUGUACAUUAUGCUGCCGGUCUUCCCUUAACAAUCAAAGUUUUGGGUUCACAUCUUUGUGGUAGAAGUGAGCAUGAAUGGGUAGACGCCAUAGAAAGACUAAAAAAAAUUCCGUUAAAGGGGACUUUGGAAAGAUUGAAAAUAAGCUAUAAUGGUCUUGAGAAUGAUGAGAAAGAAAUAUUCUUAGAUGUUGUAUGCAUACUAAAAGGUGAAAAGAAAGAUGACUCAAUAAGAAUCCUUGAAAGUUGUGGGUUGCAUGCUCAUAUUGGUUUAAGAGUUCUUGAGCAGAAAUCUUUGAUAACUAUUUCUGAUUAUGACGGUUUGCGUUUCCAUGACCAUAUAGAAGAAAUGGGUUGGAAUAUUGUCCGUGGUUUGCACCCUCUUGAGCCUAGCAAGCAUAACCGACUAUGGAUUAAAGAGGAAAUAGAAGAUAUAUUGGUUAAUGAAUUGGGUACCGACGUAACAAGAAGUAUUAAACUAAAAUACACAAGUCUCCAUCCAACAACUAUUAUGAGAGGUCUUAGGAGAAUGAGGGAACUUAGAUUUCUUUCCGUGCUAACUCUAUACGGGAAAAAAGAGAUAUAGAAUGGGCUGUUGAUAAAGUUAGCCAAUACUUACCAGAUGCUUUACAAUCUCUAUAUUGGUUUCAAUACCCUUUUCGGUCUUUACCUCAAACGUUUCAAGCAAAUAAGCUCGUUAACCUUGAAAUGCUUGGGGGCAAUAUAUCUGAACUUUGGGAAGGAGGAGAAAAAAAGGUUCUAAAUAAGAUAAGAUUCAUUGACCUCAGAUGUUCAAAGUUAGAAACCUUUGACCUUUGUAUGACUCCAAAUCUCGAAAAGUUAAAUCUGGAAGGAUGUUAUGACUUUCUCAAACUACACAUCCCCGUUGGAUGUCCAAAGCUCAAAUUUCUCAACCUCGGAGGUUCUAAGGUGAGUAUUCUUAACCUUGGGAUGACUCCACAUCUCGAGGAGUUAAAUCUUAGCGGAUGUAAUAAAUUUGUGGAACUCCACAUGCCCAUUGAAUGUCCAAAGCUCAAAUUUCUCAACCUCAAAGGUUCUAAGGUGAGAUUUCUUAACCUUGGGAUGACUCCACAUCUUGAGGAGUUAAAUCUUGAACAAUGUAAUGAAUUUGUAGAACUCCACUCGCAUGUUAAAUGUCUAAACAUCAAAUCCCUCAAUCUUAGUGGUUCUAAGGUGCGUAACCUUAACCUUGGGAUUACUCCAAAUCUUGAAAGCUUAAAUCUCAAAGGAUGUUCUGACUUUGUAGAACUCCACAUGCCCGUUAAAUGUCCAGAGCUCCAAUUCCUCUGCCUUGGUGGUUCUAAGGUGAGUAACCUCAAUUUCGAGAUGACUCCACAUCUCAAGGAGUUAGAUCUUGAAGGAUGUUAUUACCUUCAAGAAAUUCACGCUCCCGUGGGUUGUCUAAAAAAUCUUGUCUACUUUAACUUCAACGGUUGCUCAAGGUUUAAACUUUUUGUUAUUAACAAAUGGAAUAACGAACGUCGUCUUUAUGAUGUUGUUACACUGAAACUAAUUGCGGAGUCCCGAUAUAGAUGCCCACUGCAUCCAGACAGUAAUUUGCCUAAGUUUCAGUUUAAUUGUAUAUAUCGGGAACCUCUACCCUCAUCGAGUGGAAAUGUUGAGAAGCUUAUAUCUUUUGGUCUAUGUGCUUGCACAAACCUUGAGUCGUUUUCAACAAGCAUUUGUGGUUUGCAACAUUUAAGAGAGCUCACUCUUAAAGGCAGUAUUCCGGAGGUUCCCAAUGAUCUGGACCAGUUACAAAGUCUAAAGAUGCUAUGUUUGUCAAUGGGAAAGAUUAAGCAUCUUCCGGAUAGCAUUUUUAGGUUGAAACGUUUGAUGUAUCUUGACUUAAGUUAUUGUAUAUCCUUACAAGAUAUCCCAAACAGUAUCUGUAAGAUGGAAAGUUUAAAAGAUUUAAAUCUCCAAUUUUGUAAACAAGUUGAAAAAUUGCCCCAGGAAUUUGGAGAAAUGAAACACUUGAAUGCGUUAAACAUAGAAGAUGCGGGUAUAAGACAUCUUCCGUGCAGCAUUUUUCAAUUGAAAGGUCUGCGUAUUACAGGGUCUAGGGGGCAGCUUGAGUCCUGUGGUUUUACUAAUAUAAUCUCAAGAUCCAGAGGCUGCUAUGUGCUGUUGUGAAUAACAGGGACAUUCUGUUAGUAGGUUGGGAUUCAAGAAGAAGUAUUCAAAGUCCAGUCUUUGAAUAUUUAUGUUGCUGAUUUAUAGAAUGCAACAGGGACAUUCUCUUUUUUUUGCUUAACAUGUUACUUGUGGUUUAACUGACUGACUGAACCGAUCGGUUGGACAAUCCACAUAUCCUACACCUUUUGAUUGUGGUUCCGUUGGAGCAUAAAAUCAGCACUAUACACUUGGCACGAAGAUGCAAGCCUUUCUUACGGCAAAGACAUGUUCAGAGUAUGAGACUUUGUUGAAGGAAAACCAAUGUUUGACAAUUCGUAAUCCAUCAUUGGAUGAGAAUCUUCAUAUGUUGAAAGUGUGUUGAAAAUCAAUCUGAACGGCAACACAAUUGUCACUGCCUACAAUGAAUCUGUUGGAUCUGAAUGGGGCUUCUCUUUUGCCCCUUUUGAGUUUAUAGAGCAGGACCCUAAUGACGACGGAAAGGGUUUCAAAAGUCCUAUCGACGUUAUUGGUUUUGUGGUUAAGAGUUUCCCUUUUGAACCAAAAGAGGAAAGUAAACAUGGGAAGGAUGAGAAGAAAAUCACAUUCAUGCUUCAGGAUUUGCAACAUGCCCAAAUUUUUGUGACCCUGUGGGAUUGUUAUGCUGAUCAAAUAUUAGAGUUUCAGAGGAUCAAUCAAGAAGAAAAAAAUGUCGUCCUGUUCAGUUUGUAAAAUACAGGUUUUGGGGAGGAUACCUGUAUGUUUCCAAUUUAUACAAUGUUACAAGUGUAUUCAUCAACAGUGACAUCCAAGAGAUUAUAAAUUUUAAGAAAAGUUUCAUUGCACAGUUAUCUGCUGAAAGAUCCUCUAGCUUAUCUGGGCUGAGUUCGUCGGUUAUAAAGUCUCCUUCGAAAGAAUAUCUGACAGACUUUGAAUUCAGUACUAUUGGUGGUUUAAAUGGAAGAUCCGAGGCAUUGAUAAUAUUAUCAUUUGUUUUUUUUAGAAUGUUAUUAAUUAUAAAUGAUAUUUUUUGUACGUAGACAAAAUCUGUUAUCAUUCUUGGUACGAUAAAGAGUUUUGCUUCAAAGGAAUCUUGGUUAUAUAAUCCGUGCAAAAAUUGCAAUCGUAAGGUUUCGACAAAGACCAUUUUGAAUGAUAAACAAGAUGGAAGUGAGGGGUUCGAUGAGGUUGUAGUUUUGGAGUGUAACACUGAUGCGUGUAAUACAAAAGUUUCUUCUUCAUUUCCAAGAUCAGGGUUCCUAUCCGUGUUCAGGACUGUAUGGUUAUUGUCACACUUACCCGUUUGAGCGUGAGGUCGUUAAGUUGCUUAAGGUGUCCGCCAAUCAGUUGCUCGACAAGAACAUUGAGUUGGCAAAUGAAGGUAGCUUUCCAGGUGAACGAAAAGCUUCACUGAACCGGAAGUUUGCUUUCAAAAUUGCUGUUGGUUCAUUUAACAUUAAAAACAAAUCUGAUGGGUAUUCUGUGUCCAAGUUAACCGAGAAUCCGUUAGUUAUAUCCGUCUUAGACAAGAAGUUUGAUGAUAUCCAGCCUGUUGAUGUUGAUGGUCAUGUCGGUUACCCAUGGCAUUAUAGCCUAGUGGUAUCUUGGGGGUGGGAUAAGGCUUAUGACCAUUAGGUCAUGAGUUCGA
Molecule: messenger RNA, 6017 nt
Organism: Helianthus annuus (common sunflower)
Lineage: Eukaryota; Viridiplantae; Streptophyta; Magnoliopsida; Asterales; Asteraceae
Product: TMV resistance protein N-like
Exons: 13
Coding region: 1392-2819 (475 amino acids)
Biological process (GO): defense response
Molecular function (GO): ADP binding
Source: RefSeq, a predicted model, not a curated record